Messenger RNA from Phialemonium atrogriseum, 2159 nucleotides. Its product is annotated as fungal trichothecene efflux pump. Gene Ontology annotation, molecular function: transmembrane transporter activity. Bases 318 to 2117 code for a protein of 599 amino acids. NCBI's taxonomy places the organism in Eukaryota, Fungi, Ascomycota, Sordariomycetes, Cephalothecales, Cephalothecaceae. The transcript is spliced from 2 exons. Gene Ontology annotation, biological process: transmembrane transport. Gene Ontology annotation, cellular component: plasma membrane. The record is from RefSeq and is a predicted model, not a curated record.
GAAUAACUUGGCACUCGCUAGCCGGUCUCCCAACACUACUUUGGUCGGAAAACCUCAACCGCACGAGUUAUGUUUGCCAACACUGGAUCCACUCCCAGGCUCGGCUGCCGGGGUUCUGGAAUAAAUCACCAUUUUGCGGAGCCCCGGGUUGGGGUUCUGGGAUUUUGGGGUCUGGGGGUCCGGGGUUUGAAGGAUGUCAACACUCCUCUCGAGCUCCUCUAUAAGAGCGUCCCCCCCUCCCCCCCCUCCCCCCUCAAAGCAUCCGGUUACAUCGUUUCCACUCGCGUCGAAGUCAUAGCCCAUCACGAAGCGUCACCAUGGCGUCGACACGGGAUACCGAAUCUCGCGCGAGCGAGAAACACGAGGGUGUCGAACAUUCGGAGCAACCGGGUCACAAGGAGGACAUUUUGCUCCACGCUUCCGAUGACGAACGCAACUUCGAGGUCGACGAGCACAGCCUACCGCCGGGCUACUUCAAGAGCCCAUUCUUCCUAGGCACCAUGACGGGCAUCGGCCUAGGCCUCAUGGCGGGUGUGGCCGGCUUUGGCUAUGCCGCGCCGAUCCUGGCCAUCAUCAACAACGACAUCGGCCCCGAUAAAAACGUCGUCUGGGUUGCCCUCACCUACACACUUACCUCUGCCGUCACACUGACCAUCAUCGGCCGUGUCACCGACAUAUUUGGCCGCCGCUGGAUAUUCGUCGGGGGUGCUGGGCUGGGAGUCAUCGGGUCUAUCAUAUGCGCCACGGCGCAGAGCGUCAACGCCCUCAUCGGCGGCACAACCAUCAUCGGCAUCGCGGCGGCCACGCAGCUGUCGUACUACUACGUCAUGGGCGAGCUGGUGCCGAUGAAGUACCGCCUUGCCGGCAACGGUUUCUGCUAUAUCUUCACCAUCCCGGGCUCCGGCCUCGCGCCCGUCAUCGCGCACGCCUUCAUCCUCUACCACCCCAAAGUCGGCUGGAGGGGCUGCUACUACGUGCUCAUAUGUGUCAACACGCUCAGCUUCCUAUGCUGGUUCUUCUUCUACCACCCGCCGACCUUCCGGAUGAAGCACGGUGAGCAUGCGAGCGUGCUCAAGUACAUCAAGAACUUUGACUACUUCGGCACCCUGCUGUACACGGGCGGACUGCUGAUCCUCGUCAUGGGCCUCAACUGGGGCGGCACCGUGUACCCGUGGAAGUCGGGCUACGUGAUCGGCACCAUCGUCGCCGGCUUCGUUGGGCUCGUCGCCUUUGUGCUCUGGGAGUCGUUCGCCCCGCUGAAGGAGCCCCUCGUGCCGAUGCACCUGUUCCGCAACGGCGGCUGGAAUGCGGCGACGAUCCUGUCGGGGCUCGGCGCCAGCGUCUACUACGCGCUCGCCAUCGUGUGGCCCAACAUGAUCGCCGUGCUGUACGACGACGGCGACCAGAUGUCGGCCGCAUGGUACGCCUCGUUCGUGGGGCUGUUCAUCAUCCUCGGCGAGAUCGCCGGCGGUUUCCUGGCCAAGUCCAUCGGCCACCUGCGCAUGCAGUGCAUCGUCACCGUCGUGAUCAGCGGCAUCUUCUUCGGCUGCACCGCGACCUCGACGCCCGACACCAAGGCCCGCGCCUGCGCCUUCGUCGCCCUCGGCACCUUCUUCAUCGGCUGGACCGAGUCGCUCGCCAUCUCCAUCGUCACCAUCUCGGCCUGGGACCAGUCCAAGCUCGGCUCCGUCUCGGGCCUCGCAGGGUCCAUCCGCUUCUUCAUCACCAGCAUCGCGUCCACCGUCUACAACGUGACGCUCAACAACCGCCUCGCCUCCACCGUCGCGGCCCAGGUCCCCCCCGCACUCGUCGCGGCCGGCCUGCCGAGCUCCAGCGUGUCCGCCUUCAUCGCCGCGCUGACCUCGGGCGCCGGGUUCGCCGACGUCCCGGGCGCCACCGCCACCGUUAUCGCCGCCGGCGUGAGGGCGAACAAGAUGGCCAACGCAGACGCUUAUCGGACCAUCUUCUUUGUCAGCAUUGCCUUCUCGUGCAUCGCGCUCAUCGCCUCGUGCAUGCUGCCCAAUGUCGAUGCGCUGCUGACGGGCAAGGUGGCUUCGACGCUGCAUAAGGGAUUGAAGAAGGAGAAGCGGGGGAAGGGGGAGGAGGCUGGAAAUUGAAGGGGAGGGUUUUAUCUAGAAGCUGCUGGGCAGACAGAAUGA